AUAAACCUGUUGAGAAUUUGUACCGUUUCAAAUUCUAAAUAAAAAUAAAGUAAAAAACAUGUCUCUCUUAACAUUCUUGCUGCCAUUUCUUUUUGCUGCGUCAAUAUUUGCAAAUAUUGAUGUAGAUUCAAAUGGAUAUAUAUUAUACUGUCCGUGCAUGGGAAGGUUUGGUAAUCAAGCUGACCAUUUCCUUGGAUCACUUGCAUUUGCUAAGGCUCUAAAUAGGACACUUGCCCUUCCCCCAUGGGUGGAAUAUAGAUUUGGGGAGCCAAAAUCAGUUCAAGUUCCUUUUUUACAUUAUUUUGAACUGGAACCCCUCUCAGAGAUCCAUCGGGUUAUCUCAAUGGAAGACUUCAUGGAGAAUAUUGCUCCUAAAGUUUGGCCAUUAAACGAAAGAACAUCUUUUUGUUACAUGGCCAGAGGUCAAGGUACAGACUGUAAUGCUAAGGAAGGAAACCCUUUUGGGCCUUUUUGGGACACUUUCAGUGUAGAUUUUGUUCAAUCUGAAUUUUAUGGUCCACUUAACUAUGAUGUCCAUCAUCAAGACAUGGCCAGAAAAUGGAACAACAGAUACCCUACUCAAAAAUCACCAGUUCUUGCAUUUACCGGGGCCCCUGCAAGUUUUCCAGUUCAGCAAGAAAACGUUGGACUGCAUAAAUACCUUAAAUGGAGUCGGCGAAUUGUCGACCGGGCAGUUAACUUUAUCCGCAAUGUACUUCCUAUCGGAGCAUUUGUUGGUAUUCACUUGCGGAAUGGCGUUGACUGGACUAGAGCUUGCGAGCAUUUGGAACAUAGCCCCAACUUAUUUUCUGCUCCUCAGUGUUUGGGUUACCGCAACGAGUUGGGAAUUGCAUCGCAAGAAAUGUGCUUCCCUCCGCACGAUUUAAUAGCAAAACAAGUAAAACUUGCCGUGAAAGACUAUCACGCAAAAUCAGUGUUUGUGUCUUCCGACAACGACCAUCUCAUUCCUUUUUUGACCAAGGCUUUAAAACGAAUGGAGGUUACUGUGCACAAAUUAGCAAAUCCUGAGCCGCAUGUCGAUCUGGCCAUUUUGGGUCGCGCUAACUACUUCAUUGGUAACUGCAUUUCAUCAUUCACAGCUUUCGCCAAACGUGAGCGAGAUGUGAAUGGUUUGCCGUCUGGCUUUUGGGGAUUUCCUCCGAAUAGGACUGGAGCAGCCAAACAGAAGCAUGAAGAAUUAUAACUCAAACAAAAUCGAAACAAACGAUCAAACAAAGUCGACAUAAUCUCUUGAUUGUAUAAACUUUACAGUGAUUAUAUAAAUGUUUACAAUUUUGA
This is a messenger RNA of Daphnia pulicaria, 1299 nucleotides long. RefSeq names its product GDP-fucose protein O-fucosyltransferase 1-like. The record is from RefSeq and is a predicted model, not a curated record. Lineage: Eukaryota; Metazoa; Arthropoda; Branchiopoda; Diplostraca; Daphniidae. Gene Ontology annotation, biological process: protein O-linked glycosylation via fucose; Notch signaling pathway. Gene Ontology annotation, molecular function: peptide-O-fucosyltransferase activity. The coding region runs from base 59 to 1204 and encodes 381 amino acids. The transcript has 7 exons.